This is a messenger RNA of Juglans microcarpa x Juglans regia, 1077 nucleotides long. Its product is annotated as AAA-ATPase At3g28510-like. Gene Ontology annotation, molecular function: ATP hydrolysis activity; ATP binding. NCBI's taxonomy places the organism in Eukaryota, Viridiplantae, Streptophyta, Magnoliopsida, Fagales, Juglandaceae. The transcript has a single exon. The record is from RefSeq and is a predicted model, not a curated record. The coding region runs from base 16 to 1074 and encodes 352 amino acids.
UAGCUGGAGCAUGUUAUGAAGGAAGGGAAGCAAAUUGGUGUGAGGAAUCGGCAGAGGAAACUCUACACCAAUUGUCCUACUGAACAGUGGCCAAUUCACAAGCGAAGCUUGUGGAGUAGCAUCGUUUUUGAGCACCCAGCUAACUUUGAAACAAUGGGUAUGGAUCCGGAGAAGAAGCAGGAGAUUGUUGACGAUCUGUUAACCUUCAGCAAUAGUAAGAACUUUUAUGCAAAGAUUGGGAAGCCAUGGAAGAGAGGUUAUCUUCUCUAUGGCCCUCCCGGGACAGGAAAGUCAACGAUGAUUGCAGCAAUGGCAAACCUGUUGGACUAUGACGUCUAUGAUCUUGAGCUCACAGCAGUGAAGGAUAACACGGAGCUGAGGAAGCUUUUGAUCGAGACUACCACUAAGUCUAUCAUCGUGAUUGAGGAUAUUGAUUGCUCACUUGAUCUUACAGGUCAAAGAAAGAAGAAAACAAAGAAGUCUUCAGAGGAUAAUGAUGAGAACGAAAGUCCCAAGAAAGAUGUCGAGGAAGAGAAGAAGAGCAACAAAGUCACACUUUCAGGGCUGUUAAAUUUCGUCGAUGGACUGUGGUCUGCUUGUGGGGGAGAGAGGUUGAUUGUUUUUACUACAAAUUAUGUGGAGAAGCUGGAUCCUGCACUCAUAAGGAAAGGUAGAAUGGACAAGCAUAUUGAGCUCUCUUACUGCAGUUUUGAGGCAUUCAAGGGGCUUGCAAAGAAUUACCUGGAUCUUGAAAAGCAUCCUAGGUUUGACACAAUACAGAGGUUGAUGGAGGAGACCAAGAUCACACCUGCUGAUGUUGCGGAGAACCUUAUGCCAAAGUCCUCAUUAGAUGAUGCAGAUAAGUGCUUAUUGAAGUUGAUACGGGCUCUUGAGCAAGCAAAGGAAGAAGCACAAAAGAAGAAAGCUGAAGAAGAAGAGAAACUGAAAGAGGAAGAAGCGGCAAAGAAGAAAGAUGAAGAGGUGAAAGUGAAAGAGGAAGAAGUAGCAAAGAAGAAAGAUGAAGAUCAGGUGAAAGUUAAAGAGGAAGAAGCAGCAAAGAAGAAGGAUGAAUAGGUG